GCGGAAUAUAACCAAAAAAGAUGGAUCGUGGGGGAAAACGUCCGAGCAGACUCUUCCUUUUCGGACCCAAACUAGCCGCCGGCGGCGCCGACUCGAGGGACAUCAACAAAUACUUGGUGGUGUACGUUUUGUUCUCCUUCGUGCUGGUCGCGCACGCCUCUCCGGCGAAGCCGUGCGACAAGAACUGUCUGUCGGGGAAAUGCAUCAACGGCUCCUGCGUCUGUGACCGGGGAUGGGUGGGAGAUCUGUGCCAGCACUGCCAGGGGAGGUUCAGAUUGACAGAACCUUCAGGAUACCUCACAGAUGGUCCCAUCAACUACAAGUACAAAACAAAGUGCACCUGGCUCAUUGAAGCUUACCCAAAUGCAGUUCUGAGGUUAAGGUUCAACCACUUUGCCACAGAGUGUAGUUGGGAUCACAUGUACGUCUAUGAUGGAGACUCUGUGUACGCUCCUCUGAUUGCUGUCUUCAGCGGCCUCAUUGUUCCAGAGAUACGAGGUAACGAGACGGUUCCUGAGGUGGAGACAACUUCAGGCUACGCAUUGUUACACUUUUUCAGCGACGCUGCCUAUAAUCUAACAGGAUUUGAAAUAUUCUACUCGAUUAACUCUUGUCCCAAUAACUGCUCUGGUCAUGGGAAAUGCACCCCAGGAAACUCAGCUGCCAGCAGAGUCUACUGUGAGUGCGACAAGUACUGGAAAGGCGAGGCCUGCGACAUCCCUUACUGCAGGAACAACUGCGGGAGCCCCGACCACGGCUACUGUGACCUCACCGGAGAGAAACUGUGUGUUUGUAAUGACAGCUGGCAAGGCCCAGAUUGCUCACUAACUGUACCUUCAACUGAGUCUUUCUGGGUCCUGCCCAGUGUCAAGCCUUUUGGCACCUCCCUUGCCAGAGCUUCCCAUAAAGCUGUGGUGCAGGAAAAGACCAUGUGGGUGGUGGGUGGCUACACCUUUAACUACAGCUCCUUUCAGAUGAUUCUUAACUACAACCUGGAGAGUGGUGUCUGGAACACAGUUCCCAGCAGCGGCGGACCAGUGCCAAGAUACGGCCACUCACUUACUGCCUACCAGGAUAAAAUCUACAUGUUCGGUGGGAAACUCGAAGCCAGCUGGGGGAACGUGACAGACGAGCUGUGGGUGUUCAAUAUAUCCAGUCGUACGUGGCAACGGGAACACCCCGAUGUGGACUCACCGGCUCAGGCUCAGAUUUAUGCCGUGGAGGGACACACAGCCCACUGCGUCCAGCUGAACAGUGGCGAGGCCAUCAUGCUAAUCAUCUUUGGCUACUCUCCCAUCUACAGCUACAUCAGCAACGUUCAGGAGUUCAACCUGAUGUCCAACAAAUGGUUUGUGCCUGAGACAAAAGGAGCCAUUCCUCAGGGAGGGUACGGCCACACCAGCACAUACGACGGCGCCAGCGGCAGCAUCUACGUCCACGGCGGCUACAAAGCACUGCCAGCCAAUAAAUAUGGCCUCGUCGACGACCUGUACCGAUACGACGUCAACACGCGGACAUGGUUCAUUCUGAGAGAAAGCAGCUUUCCAAGGUACUUGCAUUCAGCUGUGCUCCUCAGCGGCACCCUGCUCGUCUUCGGGGGCAACACACAUAAUGACACGUCACUCAGCAACGGAGCCAAGUGUUUUUCUGCUGACUUCCUUGCCUACGACAUUGUUUGCGAUGAAUGGAGGCUCCUGCCCAAGCCAGACCUGCACAGAGACGUCAAUCGCUUUGGUCACUCGGCCGUCAUCAGCAACGGGUCCAUGUAUGUAUUUGGAGGCUUUUCCGGUGUGCUGCUCAACGACGUGCUUGUUUACCGACCUCCUAGCUGCCAGGCCUUCUCAACAGAGGAGGAGUGCGUGAGGGCUGGGCCCGGGGUUCGCUGCAUGUGGAGCAGGGGCCGCUGUCUCCCCUGGGAACCCAGCAUGGCUAAUGGGAGCCUCACUCCUGCCCCAUUCUGCCCCUCUAAAGCUGUAACGGUGGAUGAGUGGUGCUACAGGUUCUCAGACUGUGGCAGCUGCACAGCAAACACUAAAGGCUGCCAGUGGUGUGAUGACAAGAAGUGCAUCGCUGCUUCCAGCAACUGCACCUCUAAUGUGAAGAACUUCACGAGGUGUCCGGUGCGGAACGAGCAGGUGUGCAGCAAACUCGCCAACUGCAAGAGCUGCUUCCUGAAUCUCAACUGUCACUGGGACCAGAAUCACUCCCAGUGCCUCGCCUUGCCUGCCCAGCAUUGCAGCGAGGGUUGGAGCCAGGUGGGCGAUGCCUGCCUGAGGAUCAACUCCAGCCUAGAGAGCUACGACAACGCCCAACACUACUGCAAGAACCUGAACGGGAACAUCGCCUCACUCACCACCUUCAAACAAGUGCACUUUGUGCUUGAAGAGCUCAAGAAGCUCCAGCAACAAGACAAGCGGCUGUCCCCCUGGGUGGGCUUGAGGAAGAUCAAUGUGUCAUACUGGGGUUGGGAGGACAUGACUCCCUUCACAAACAGCAGCUUGCACUGGCUGCCUGGGGAGCCCAGUGACUCUGGUUUCUGUGCCUAUUUGGAGGAGCCUCAGGCGUCGGGCCUGAAGGCCAAUCCGUGCACUGCAACCGCUCAUGGGCUCAUCUGCGAGAAAGCUACAGGAAACCCUAAUCAGAGUACCCGUUCAUCUUGCAAGAAGCCCUGCUCGCUGCACACGAACUGUGCCAACUGCACGAGCCAGGCCAUGGAGUGCAUGUGGUGCGGCAGCACGCAGCGCUGCGUGGACUCCACCACGUACGCUAUCUCCUUCCCCUAUGGCCAGUGUCUGGAGUGGCAGACUGCGGACUGUGUGGCACAAAACUGUUCAGGACUGCGGACGUGUUCUCAGUGCUUGGAGCAGCCAGAGUGCGGCUGGUGUGGAGAUCCAAGCAGCACAGGAAAGGGGCUGUGCAUAGAGGGUUCCUACCGGGGACCCAUGAAAAGGCUGUCGAAGCAGGGCCAGCAGGGCCAGCCGGGCCAGCAGGGCCUGUCCUAUGACAUGAGCCUGGAGCCAGGCAGCUGCCCUAAAGACAAGGGCUUCGAGUGGGCCUUCAUUCACUGCCCUGCUUGCCAGUGUAACGGCCACAGCACGUGUGUGAACGGCAGCAUGUGUGAGCAGUGCCGUAACCUUACCACCGGUCCACACUGCGAGACCUGCAUGCCUGGUUACCAUGGAGACCCAACCAAUGGCGGCAAAUGCCAGGCCUGUAAGUGCAACGGUCACGCAAACGUAUGCCAGGUGUUGACGGGGAAGUGCUUCUGCACCACCAAGGGCAUCAAAGGAGACCAGUGCCAGCUAUGUGACUCAGAAAACCGUUACCUUGGCAAUCCGCUCAGAGGAACCUGUUACUAUAAUCUCUUGAUCGACUACCAGUUCACGUUCAGCCUCAUCCAAGAAGAUGAUAAUCAUUACACUGCCAUCAACUUCAUGGCCUCACCUGAGCAGGCAAACAAGAACCUGGACAUGUCCAUCAAUGCAUCAAACAACUUCAACCUUAACAUCACGUGGUCGGUGGGGUCAACAGCUGGAACGAUCUCCGGAGAGGAGGUGCCCAUUGUGUCCAAAACAAACAUCAAGGAAUACAGAGACAGCUUCUCCUGUGAAAAGUUCACCUUUAGAAGCAACCCCAACAUUACCUUUUAUGUUUACGUCAGUAAUUUCUCAUGGCCAAUCAAGAUCCAGAUUGCCUUCUCCCAGCACAGUAGUAUCAUGGACCUGGUCCAGUUCUUUGUGACAUUUUUCAGCUGCUUUCUGUCUCUACUCCUGGUGGCAGCAGUGGUUUGGAAGAUCAAACAGACCUGUUGGGCUUCACGGCGCAGAGAACAGCUGAUGAGAGAGCGUCAGCAGAUGGCCAGUCGUCCAUUUGCAUCAGUUGCUGUUUCACUGGAUGCCAGAGGAGAGCUAACAGAAGUCCUGCAGCCUGUGGCUGAUGGUGCGCCUAAACCUGUGGCGAUGGAGCCUUGUUCUGGAGGGAAAGCUGCCGUGUUGACUGUCCUCAUACGGCUGCCGUCUGGGCCCUCAGGCUUACCUCCUCCAGGACAGUCAGGGCUCAUUGUCGCCAGCGCGCUGAUCGACGUUUCACAGCAGAAACCAUCAGAUUUUAAAGACAAGUCUCAAGCUUUAAAGAACAGAAAAGCCCUUCCUCCGGCUCACCAAGGGACCUGUGUCUGA
Molecule: messenger RNA, 4178 nt
Organism: Nematolebias whitei (Rio pearlfish)
Lineage: Eukaryota; Metazoa; Chordata; Actinopteri; Cyprinodontiformes; Rivulidae
Gene: atrnl1b
Product: attractin-like 1b
Exons: 29
Coding region: 21-4178 (1385 amino acids)
Cellular component (GO): Golgi apparatus
Molecular function (GO): protein binding
Source: RefSeq, a predicted model, not a curated record